AUACAGGCCGUGAUUGCAGUUCUCUUAGCAUUGCUGGCUUCGGCCUACACUUUCCGCCAAUACGCGCACUUGGACUGGGUUCUUGGCCCCUUAAUAUCGCGCAUCUCGUGGUGGUGGCACAUUUACCUGCGUAACUCGCCUCAUGACGGUCGCAGGCUCUCAGAGCUUCAUGCGAGAUAUGGAAGAAUCGUGCGUCUAGGAACAAAUCGGAUCAGUGUCUCGGAUCCGGCAAUCAUUGCUCAGCUAUACCAAUUCCUGGAAUACGAGGGUAUCAACGAUAGCUCAACACAAGAGCUCCUCGACGCACUCAAAAGAUAUCAAAGUAUCGAGCUGGUAGCCUCUCUCAAGAUAUUUGCCGCGACGCUCAUUGAUAAAUAUAUCUGCGACCCAGCGUCAAACGCAGCUCAGACACAGACCCAAGCAAUAAACGCCCGCUCGCUUCCCGACAAACCAUCGAUGGUAGAGUACAUACUUUUCCAGAGCCCUGUAUCGUCACUGAAAAGGUACCGAGGUCGGCAGCUUACACAGUGUUCAAUGAUGCCCGUCCAUGCCCUCACGACACCUGCUGGCCUCCACAAACCUAACCUAGACAGCCCCAACAUCCUUAACGACAACACCCUGGCGAGCGACGAGCUUACAACCGAAACUGAAUCCCUCAUCACAGCCUUUGCCUCCGUCUUCUCACAUCUGCUCCAAUACCCCGAAAGGCUGACUACCCUGCAAUACGAGAUCGAUUCAGCCUACAAUACUGGAUCACUCUCCUCCACUCCACGCUGGAGGGAACUAUCACGCCUUCCCUACCUCUGCGCCGUGAUGAAAGAGUCGAUGCGCCUAACCUGCACCGCGGACAGUGAGAAGGAGUUCCCAGCCUCAGCGGUCUCGGGCAAUCUGCGAUCGGAAUUCAUCUUCCCAAGUGGUACGAUCGUCACCUGCAACGCCUACGUCGCGCAUUUCAAUGACACAAUCUACGGAGACGACGCAUACGCCUUCCGCCCGGAGCGAUGGCUCAUUGCCAGCGUGCCGCAGCGGAAGCUCAUGGAUCGAGCCAUCCUACUCUUUCAUCCGGGUCUACACACCAAUCCAAAGCUCCGCGCCGCCUGGCUGGAACUGAAGAAGGUGGUUGUGCAGAUUUUGCUCAACUUCAACGUGAGU
This is a messenger RNA of Aspergillus brunneoviolaceus CBS 621.78, 1152 nucleotides long. RefSeq names its product putative cytochrome P450 monooxygenase. NCBI's taxonomy places the organism in Eukaryota, Fungi, Ascomycota, Eurotiomycetes, Eurotiales, Aspergillaceae. Gene Ontology annotation, molecular function: oxidoreductase activity, acting on paired donors, with incorporation or reduction of molecular oxygen; heme binding; monooxygenase activity. The annotation marks the transcript as partial. The transcript is spliced from 2 exons. The record is from RefSeq and is a predicted model, not a curated record.